AUGGCUUUCAUCACUUUGACCGGCUUCGUGUGCUCCCGCUCGGACACCUCGUUGUUCGUCCUCCGGUGUGCGGAAGGCACGGCUUUCCUCCUCCUAUAUGUGGACGAUAUCGUCCUCACCGCCUCAUCGACCGGCUUGCUCGACAAGAUCAUGGCCUCUCUCCGCGCCGAGUUCGCCAUGACGGACAUGGGCAGCCUCCACUACUUCCUCGGCAUCACGGUCACCUGCGACUCCUCCGGCAUGCAUCUUUCGCAAGCCAAGUACGCCGCGGAGAUCCUGGACAGGGCCGGCAUGACUGCUUGCAAGUCGGCCACGACGCCCGUCGACACAUCUCCGAAGCUUGCUGCCACUGCCGGUCCCUCAGUGGCCGAUCCCACGGAGUACCGGAGUCUUGCCGGAGCUCUCCAGUACCUCACCUUUACGCGCCCAGACAUCGCGUAUGCCGUUCAGCAGGUUUGUCUUCAUAUGCACGACCCGCAUGAGCAGCACCUCGCGGCCAUCAAGCGCAUCUUGCGCUACGUCAAGGGCACGCUUUCUCAUGGCCUUCAACUCUACUCGACUUCGUCGGACUCCAUGAUCGCCUACACUGACGCCGACUAG
Messenger RNA from Aegilops tauschii subsp. strangulata, 600 nucleotides. The record is from RefSeq and is a predicted model, not a curated record. Lineage: Eukaryota; Viridiplantae; Streptophyta; Magnoliopsida; Poales; Poaceae.